Molecule: messenger RNA, 789 nt
Organism: Oikopleura dioica
Lineage: Eukaryota; Metazoa; Chordata; Appendicularia; Copelata; Oikopleuridae
Source: the annotation of a GenBank genome assembly
AUGAAAAUUGCAGCUUUAGGGUUGGCACUCGUUGAGGCCGUGGAUCUGGACUAUUUCGAGAAUACAGGGGAGUCCCUUCCCGGCUACAACAUGGGAAAUAUCCUGAGAGCCGGAGCAAAGCUUCUCCCAACCCAGCGAGCAUUGAAAAUCGGCGACAAUCGAGACAAAGUUGCAGACAUUCUCUACUGGCUUCUUCAGAACUCACCUGAUUCUGCAAAUUUGCCGACUUAUGACCAAAUUCUAAAUGGCUACGGCUGCUGGUGCCAGUUUUAUAGUCCGGAAAAUUGGGCGAACUCGAAUAAGGGAACGCCAACGGAUAACUUGGACACUGCUUGUCGAAGUUGGAAUAAGUGCUAUGAUUGUAUCAAUCAAGACGAUUCUAACUGUAAUGGGAUAAGCUCAACCUACAGUGAUGUCCUGUAUUUUGCCGAGAGCUCAGAAAUCUCAUGCGAGCUUGCCGGGGCCGAGGGAACCUGCGAGCGAAAUGCCUGCGAAUGCGAUGUCAAACUCGCGGUCUCUCUUUUCCAAUCUGCGAUCGAAUUCAACGAUGAGUUUUCCACAGAAAAUGGCUUCGACACUGCAACCUGCAUCGCAACCGGCGGUGGACCUGGCUUUCCACCAGAUCAAUGCUGCGGAGCUUAUCCCGAUAGAUUCCCUUAUUACUCCUACGAUAACACAAGAGGCUGCUGCGGAGGAAAAACCUUCGAUAAGGAUACACUCCAAUGCUGCGAAGGUGGACAAGUUGCUGUUGUUUGCGAUGGAAUGAAUUAUGGCAAUCCUUAUGGAUAG